UCACUCAUGUCACAUGCCCCUGAAGGCAAAGGCAUCCGUUUUUAUUUCCUGCCAGCUGAAGGGAGGAAUUUCGACCUCUCUAGGCAAAGUAAACACUAGCGACACACGUUAGUCGCAGUAUUUAUAUAAAUAUACGUAAGGCACUAGUGUGUCAAAGAUGGGAACUCGGGACGAUGAAUACGAUUAUUUAUUCAAAGUGGUUCUGAUCGGGGACUCGGGUGUGGGGAAGAGCAACCUGUUGUCCCGUUUCACGCGGAACGAGUUCAACCUGGAAAGCAAGAGCACCAUCGGGGUGGAGUUCGCCACACGCAGCAUCCAGGUGGACGGCAAGACGAUAAAAGCGCAGAUCUGGGACACGGCCGGACAGGAGCGCUACAGAGCCAUCACCUCAGCGUACUACCGCGGCGCAGUGGGGGCACUGUUGGUGUACGACAUCGCCAAGCACUUGACAUACGAGAACGUGGAGCGCUGGCUGAAGGAGCUUCGCGACCACGCAGACAACAACAUCGUCAUCAUGCUGGUGGGCAACAAGAGUGACCUGCGCCACCUACGGGCCGUGCCCACGGAUGAGGCGCGGGCCUUCGCAGAGAAGAAUAAUCUCUCAUUCAUCGAAACAUCCGCCCUGGACUCGACCAAUGUAGAGGAGGCGUUUAAAAACAUCCUCACAGAGAUUUACCGCAUCGUCUCACAGAAGCAGAUCGCCGACCGCAUGGCCCACGAUGAGUCUCCCGGGAACAAUGUGGUGGACAUCAGCGUGCCACCCACCAGUGAUGGACAGAGAGGCAACAAACUGCAGUGCUGCCAGAACCUGUGACCUCUGACCCUGUCAGGACACCCUAAAACCCCAAAUUCACCUCCCGUUGCCCCCUCCUGAUUUCUAUAUAUACCCUCAAUUGUCUCUCAAGUUUUGUGUGAACAGAAAGGCCCCAACUUUUGUGUGUCCCUGUUUGCCCCCCUGUGCAAGUUCUUUAUACGUAACAUUCCUCAACCAUUUUUUUUUUUUGUCUUUUUUUUAUUUUUAUUAUUAUUUUACCAUAAUGUUCCAACCACUAUAACAAUGUAUGUGAGUAAUGGGAAGAUUUGCACUGAUCACGUGACCUACUUCUCUGUGGGGAUUGGUCGGGGGAUCUGUCAGUCUGGAGGCACUGGCCACUCAGUAACAUUACCUGGCUUCCCUAGCAAGAGCACACCUUAAGGUGAGCGAGAUGUACUCAGACAGUGUCUGAGUAGCUUUAGUACGUUACGGUUAAUCUCACAGGUAACAUUUGUCACAGAUGGACCUUUCAUCAGCCCCGUUAAAAGGCAUCAGCCCCGUAUGGGUAGCUUGCUUUAAUUCCUUUGUGGACCUCUACUUUGCAGUUACACAUAUAAAGCUUAAAGAUAGCCUUGGUAAUGUUACUGAGGGGCCGGGUUAGUCACACUAGUUAAGAUUGACCUUAUGUUAUCCCCAAAUUAGUAGAAAUGCCUUCUUGCAUGCCUGCAGAAUAUGUACACUCAUCUGUUGUGCAUCCAGUUGGUUUGAUUGAUGUGGACGUGACCUGCAGCCUGGAAGCGACACCGGGGAGGCCGGCCUGGGGCCUUCCACUUCUGGUGCCGAGGCUCCUUUGGGGCACGACAGUGGGCUUGGAGAAGAAACUUCCGGAAGGAUUUGACCUAGCAUAAAACUGUUGUGUUUUCAGUAGAAGUCUUUUAUGAUAAACCCACUGCCUGUUCUGCCUGUAGCUCGUAAAACUUAACCCCAAGUAAAAGUAGGUUCUGUUGGAUGAAAUUGUGGUGUGGCUUUGAGCCAAGAUAAAUCUCUUCUGCUUGUAACCUUUAAGGUAUGUCCUCUGCAUGUGGAGAAACUGUUCAGUCACAACCUUAAGGCUUGGUGCUGUGUGCUGUUCAAAUGCUUGACUGAGAGCAGAGAUACAGUAUCGCAUGAAUGGAGCGUCACUUUCUAUGCCUGGUUCUGUAAAUUCAGAUGUCCCUUGUCCCACAUGGACAAACUGCACAUUUAUAUACUAAGAAGGAUGCAUCUCCAGCGUAUGUCAUGUCUGUAACUUGGGAGAUCCGAUCUGUAGUAAAUGCCUAUGCACCUCGGACAGGUGAUACGUUAUUUGAGACUUAAAGGACAUUAGGGAACUGACCCGCCGACAGUGAAAGUACGCAAACCUUUCACCAUGCGGCGUUACAUAUCUUGGCAGAAGGUGCUGAUCGAUGCCUUUGAAAGUGCUGUAUCCCAUUGGCAUGCGCCUUAACGACCUGUCAUGAUCCGCGCUGCUUCAGGCUGCACUUCCGGUCUGGUUCUGACUAUUAAAUAUUCACGAGAUGGGUGAAGCUGGUUGUCACGUCAGCUCGCCAGACUGUGAAGGCAGGAUCAGUAUCUAACUCUCCAGCUCUAGAGCGACCAACUCUAGGAUUUGCCCCAAUUACCUAUGAAUCCUUCGUGACUGAAAAAGGUUAAAAGUUACCCCUAAAAAUAUGACAAUUUUACCAUUAAAAAUAAAGACGUUCAUACGGGUGUUGUUGCGCAUGGAUAGGAACUUAGGGAAUUUGGUCGUUUAUUAGCUAUGUGCCUAUAAUCUGUAUGACUGGUAUAGUAUAAAAUUUUUGCGAAGAGCUAUUUCUCGUCAUAUUAAUAUUUUAAUGCUGUAUGAUAAUCGCCAAGCAUAGAAAGCUUUCAAAAGGACAGUGCUUUUAUAACAUUUCCAGGAUGCUUUAAUGAAACGGAAUAUAGCACGAUAAGUUCGGUUUUAGAUGUCUGGCGGUGUCAUGUCAUUUACUUCUGCGUGCGUGUUAAAGCAAUUCAACAGAAGCAAUACUUUCCAUGCUAUUAUACUGUACAUAAAGUUCACUGGAAACGGUUCUGAAGCAGUUGUAUGUUGUCUAGGCGCUGAGCUUUUGGCAGAUUGACUCGUCAAGUGACUGGGUGUGUAGGACGCUCACCAAGCAUUUUAUUAUUGGCUAAGAGCCGCUUUAGCUAUUGCAUAAAUACAAAGCCUAUAAAUACAAAUUACGCGUAGGGAUUAGGAAUGUGCGAAUCGAUACUGAAAGUAUCGAUUAUUUCGGUCUUAAUGCUUCAUGAUGAGAAUGAAUUCUAAUGUUAAAAAAUGGAUUUUGUACCUGGUUAUUUAAAUGUAUAUAAUAUUAAGGAGCAGGGCACCACAUUCUCAGAAAAAAAAGGUUAAAAAAAUUGGACCUUUGUCACUGAGGCUGCACCCUCGUCCCCAAAGUACAAACAACAAUAAUGUACCAACAGUAAUGGUACAAAAAUGUUACUCAGAGUCCAUUUCUGUACCUUAAAAGUUACAAUUGACAGACCCUUGAGGGUACAGCUGCAGUAAGGUAUAUUUUUUUACCAUUUUUUUCUGAGAAUGUGGUGCCAGGCGAAGGUCUGGACACCCCCGUCGGCAAAUUUUAUCGUAAGAGAAAUUGCGGAGUAUUUUCAAACAUUUCAUUUUAAUGCAUCAAAUUCAACUUCGUUGCGACAUGGACGAAUAUUACACUUUAUGUUUUGUGUAUUUUUUUAAUCUAAUAAAUAUUCUUUUCAGUAUA
Paramormyrops kingsleyae is the source of this 3537-nucleotide messenger RNA. Its product is annotated as ras-related protein Rab-11B-like. Lineage: Eukaryota; Metazoa; Chordata; Actinopteri; Osteoglossiformes; Mormyridae. The record is from RefSeq and is a predicted model, not a curated record. Gene Ontology annotation, molecular function: GTPase activity; GTP binding.